Messenger RNA from Lampris incognitus (smalleye Pacific opah), 3274 nucleotides. RefSeq names its product elongin A (gene eloa). The coding region runs from base 90 to 2207 and encodes 705 amino acids. Gene Ontology annotation, molecular function: protein binding. Gene Ontology annotation, biological process: transcription elongation by RNA polymerase II. Gene Ontology annotation, cellular component: nucleus; elongin complex. NCBI's taxonomy places the organism in Eukaryota, Metazoa, Chordata, Actinopteri, Lampriformes, Lampridae. The transcript is spliced from 12 exons. The record is from RefSeq and is a predicted model, not a curated record.
UGAGGCAGGCGGACGCUAUCCCUUUUUAAUUUUUUUUUUUCCUUUGGACUGAUGAAGCAGUUUCCGGGCUCAAGGUAUUAGCAGUAAACAUGGCGGAGGAGUUGCCAGAGGUAGUGGUCAGACUUCAGUCUCGUCUCUUGGAGAACCCAGAGCCCCGCAAGCUACUGAAGACUCUGAGAAGACUGGGGGAGCUUCCCAUGACUGUGGACAUACUCGUGGAAACUGGAGUGGGCAAAACCGUGAAUUCUCUUAGAAAGCAUGAACUGGUUGGCGAGAUGGCAAAAAACUUGGUUGCUAAAUGGAAGAAACUGGUUCCUCAAUCAGCUGACAGACCCAGCAACAGCCAUGCCAGAGAGGCACCAAGGUCACACACACACUCCCGGGGUACAGAGGCAAACAUUGGAGGAGGCCGCAGACACACCCGGGAACCCUCACCCGAGGAGGAGCACUCUUACAUGGAGGAAGAGGAGGAGGAGGAGAUGAUGAUGGAGGAUAGAAGCUACCAUGAAACAUACUCCCUGUCGCCUCCACAGCACCAGCACUACAGCAGCCCUCCGCAUGGAGGGGGCUACCAGUCUGAGGAGUACGAGAGCCCCGAGCCCAGCCCCUCUCCCGCUCCUCUUUCUCCUCCUCGCAAAGAGGCCCGACACACCAAGCUGCACAAAGAACCCAGCAGGAACCAGCACCACGGUUCCCAGGGUGACCGGGACAGAGACGAGGAACGACGGCAACACCACGUGCAGAAGAAUAGCCAUCGAGAAGGAGGCGGAGAAGGAGGAGGUGGUGGUGGUGGUGGAAAGACACGUGUUGCAGAAAGAGAGACACAGCAAAACAGUGUGGCGCACAAGGCGGUCAAGCACAGUCGUCACUCCACCCCACAGGAGAACAGGAAGGAGAAGGAGGAGAAGAAGAAAGGAGGGAGUGAUGGGCGACCACAGGUGCCUAAGGAAUCUGCAGCUGAGGAAGAGGAGGAAGACUUUGAGGUCCCCACCAUGUCCUUUGAGUCCUUCCUCACGUACGACGCUCCGAUGCCCGUUAAGAAGAAGAAGAAGCCAAGCUCUUCAUCAUCGUCACAUAGCCGGCCAUUGCAUCCCCCCUCCUCAUCCUCCUCGUCCACCUCUUCAUCCUCCCGCCACACCCGUGUCCCUCCACCUGCGGCCUCAUCCUCUUCUUCAUCUUCCUCAUCCUCAAAGGCUGCCAAGGCCAAUGGAACCAAGAGCACCAAGAGUACUAAGAGCACCAAGAGCAACAAGAGGAGUGAGCCAUCCUCUACGUCAGCGCCAAGUGCCCCAGUGUCAGAGAAACGAAGGAGGGUGGUUGAGGCCGUCCCAACUCUCCCUGACAUCCCUCUGCCAGCGAUACAGCCCAACUACAGACCUCUGCCCUCCAUCGACCUCACACCACUGUCCCCGCAAAGACGAAAAGUUCCUUUGUCAAAUGAUGAGGAGGAUAGUGGCUUCACAGGAAAACGCUUUAACUCUAAGAUGGUGGUCUACUCAGGCGCCAAGACCUCCUACCUGCCCAAGAUGAUGACGCUGUAUGAGCAAUGCAUUCGCGUGCUGCAGAACAACAUUGACUCUAUUGACGAAGUGGGAGGAGUGCCAUUCGAGAUCCUGGAGCCAGUUCUGGAGCGAUGUACACCAGAGCAGCUCUACCGCAUUGAGCAGUGCAAUCAGUGGUUCACGGAGGAAUCGGAUGACCUGUGGAUGCGUCACUGCCAGAGGGACUUCAAGCGUGAGGUCCCGCAGGAAUACGAGUCAUGGCGGGAGAUGUACCUGAGGCUGCACGACGAGCGUGAGGAGCGCCUGCGCAUGCUCACCCAAAACAUCAGCUCCGCACACGCCAACAAACCCAAAGGGCGACAGGUAAAGAUGGCGUAUGUGAAUUCGGUUGCAAAGCCCCCACGAGACGUCCGCCGCCGACAGGAGAAGUUUGGCACCAGCGGAGCCUCUUCCACAGCCACCUCUGCUUUGGCUGGAGCUCCUAUCAAAGUAAGGCCAGCAGCCGCUUACACCUCUAGCCUUGGUAAAACCAGUCGCGCCUCCUCCUCCUCCAACAACAGCCCUCCUCACAGCUCCUCCCGCCCCCCAGCACUUGCCGGAGGAGGAGGAGGCCCCCCCGCUCGCGAAAAACCACAAGUCAAAAAGAUUGCCCCCAUGAUGGCCAAAACUAUCAAAGCAUUCAAGAACAGAUUUUCCCGCCGGUAGAGCGAGGGGAAAUGAGACUUUUUAAAGUUUCAUCUGUAGUGAAUUUCAGUUUUCAAGAACUUUGGACGAUUAAAGUGUUUUAAGUUCAGAAAAUGAAGUGGGAGACAUCUGUACAGUCACGUAGGCCAACUUUAAAACAUACAUACCCUCCACCCGAUUAAAACACAUAUCAACUGUGUUGCCUCCAAAAAUCCACUUUUUUUUUCCUUCUUAAAAUGAUAGCUUGUAUUUUCAACAUUUUUCCAAGUAUUUAUAUUGUGAAAUAUGGUCUGUGGGUGUGAGAUAUGUUUAGGUGUUAAUAAUAGUAAAAUGUCAAGAUUUUCCAGGACACCAAGGAUAUCUAUAAACCCUCACCUAGUCUAGCUUAUUAAACCCUUAUGUUCAAGCUGACGGUUACAUACACUUUUUUUUGUCUUCAUGGUAGUUUUAUGAAAUAAACCUAAACUUCCAUUUCAAAGAAAAAGAACAGUUACUUGUUACUGUCCAAAGUGACCUAGCACUACAUCAAGUUGCAUUAGGAAAACUACAAUCUUGUUGCUUUAAUGGCAUGCAAAGCACGUGGCGGCCGAGUCAUCGAGAUGCUGCCCGAGCGAGAUGCCUAGUGACUCAGCAUUUUUAGAGAACAGCUGAGACCUACCUGGACAUGUAAGCUUUUUCAUUUAACCCCUGUGGAGUUUUAAAAUUAAAAAUGUACCACAGGCAUGGCAUAGUUUUAAUUUAUUUCCCCCCCUGCAUCCAAAUCAUCCCCAUAUGCUGUGUUUACUGUUGAACAACAUGUGGACCCCUGCUUUCGUCUGCUUCACUGUGAUAACCUGAGGAAUGAGUUGACUGUCUGCGGACAGAGGACAAGAAAAAAACUCAACAAAGAAGAGAAGAAAAACAAUGAGCAAGUAAUAGGACCCCUGCAGCUUCACUCAGCUAUGACGAUGAGAGGUAUUUAUUUUCAACACUGGGACUUGGCACCCCUGAACUUGGACCCCAAAGGAAAUGGAUCAAUCAAUCAAUAGUAACUUUAUUAGAUUUUAUUAAAUGUUGUAUGGAAAUUUUUAAUAAAAUCGACUUUUUUU